AUGACUCAAACGACCCGACCUUUCAAAGUGAUUAUCUCAGGUGGAGGAGUUGCAGGUCUUAGUCUGGCAUUAAUGCUGGAAAAGGUUGGACUGGAUUAUGUUCUUCUAGAAGCCUACUCUGAAAUCGUUUCCAACAAAUCCGGCACGGGAAUCGUUAUGCUUCCUAAUGGAAAUCGCAUCUUGGACCAGCUCGGCUGCUAUGAGAGUCUUGUUCAUCUGGCAGGAAACCCUAUUGAAAGUGUCAGCUUCAAAGACCCCAGCGGAGAACUCUUGUCGUAUACAGAAGGAUGGCAAAAGAGAGCCUCAGAAAGGUAUGGAUAUAUGGCGCUCUGGUGUGACCGGGGUACGGUAUUGCAGGCCAUGUAUGACCAGAUAGAGGACAAAUCGAAAAUCUUGGUGGACAAGAAGGUCGAUGUCAUUCAACAGACAGACAGCGAAGUUGAAGUGACCACAGCGGAUGGAUCUGUUUACCGUGGUGAUAUCAUCGUUGGGGCAGAUGGGGUUCAUUCUCGCGUCAGGCAAGAGAUAGCUCACCAUGCCUCAAAGAUGGGUCUUGGUGAAGAAUACACAGCAGAAAGUGUUCCUUCCACUUACUCAUGCCUGUUUGGUAUAUCAGGCAAGAUGGAAGGACUACCAGAGGCCACCCUUGACUACGUACUCAACAAAAAGUUCUCUUAUAUUAUUGGAACUGGGCCUGCGAAUCGUACCUAUUGGGGCUUGAUGAAAAACCUCGGUCAGACAUUUCAUGGUAGCGAAAUACCUCGCUUCGGUGAGAAGGACAAGGAAGAAAUGAUUAAGGAACAUUGGAACGAUAAAAUUGCCCCAGGUGUCUCUGUAUCGGACCUAUACAACAACCGACUACGUCCACUAUUCAUGGCCCCAAUGCGCGAAUACACAUACAAGAGAUGGCAUUCGGGCCGAAUGAUGAUGAUUGGAGACGCGGCUCACCAGAUGACUGUUAUCAUUGGCCAAGGUGGAAACCAGGCUGUUGAAGACGCAGCAGCGCUGACCAAUCACUUGGUAUCAGCGUUAUCUUCCUCAACAACAGAACGCUUGUCGUAUGAAGAGAUACAACGUGUCUUUGAGGGUUACCAGCAAGCUCGCUUUGAUCGAGUGAGUCGCAUGGUUGAGCUUUCUCACCAGCGGCAGCUCAUGGAUUCGUUAGACACACCAGAGUUGGAGGAAAUAAUGUUGCAUAAGUUCCCAGCGACGCUUCCGGGAUCCGUGGUGCAAAGAUGGGAUCAAACAUUUGAGCCAGCGGCGUGUCUCUAUAACCUUCCAGUGCCUGCAAGGGCUAAGGAGUUUCGCUGGGUGAAUGAGCCAAAGGACUCGGAGUCAAAGGACAGCUGA
Molecule: messenger RNA, 1350 nt
Organism: Penicillium malachiteum
Lineage: Eukaryota; Fungi; Ascomycota; Eurotiomycetes; Eurotiales; Aspergillaceae
Product: FAD-dependent oxidoreductase
Exons: 4
Coding region: 1-1350 (449 amino acids)
Molecular function (GO): FAD binding
Source: RefSeq, a predicted model, not a curated record